Molecule: messenger RNA, 1055 nt
Organism: Ooceraea biroi (clonal raider ant)
Lineage: Eukaryota; Metazoa; Arthropoda; Insecta; Hymenoptera; Formicidae
Product: cytochrome c oxidase assembly protein COX19
Biological process (GO): mitochondrial respiratory chain complex IV assembly
Cellular component (GO): mitochondrial intermembrane space
Source: RefSeq, a predicted model, not a curated record
AGCCACUGUGCCACAGCAGAUGAUCGGGCACGGAUCCAACAUGGCGAUCGCUGCAGCUCGUCGUUAGAAGCGCGGGUGGGUCAGCUCGUCUUCGUCAGCGUAUCUCCAAGGUGCUCGCAUGACUCCCACGUCUGAGAGGUGACGUAUUAUGUCCUCGUACACGUUCUCGCAGAAGCUGUUCACGCCAACCCCGCCCGAGCGCGGCAGCUUCCCGCUCGACCAUGAAGGCUACUGCAAGCGCAUCAUGAUCAGGUACAUGCGCUGCCUGACCGAGAACCACAACCAGAACACGAUGUGCCGUGACGUCGCCAAGGAGUAUCUCGGCUGCCGCAUGGACCACGAUCUGAUGAAGCGCGACGACUGGUCCAAUCUCGGUUUCCACCAGCAGGAGGCCGCAAAGCAAACAUAACGUCGUCGUUGUCUCCAGCAGAUAUAUACCUCCCGAGAUCUCCCAGGAGAAGGCACGGACCCUCCCGUCGCUGUCUUCGUCGCUCAGAUCGUCCUCAGCUGUUCUGAAGACUACUGCCCUCGUGAUCGCCUAGGUGCACACCCCUGGCUGAUCUGUGUUCCUGGUGUGCCCCGUGAUAGCUCCGGAGAGACGUAGGCUUACGGACCAACUGUUAGAUGUAAAUAGAACACCAACGGGAGCGAUUCGCAGUUGUAGUUAGUGUGUUCAGAGAAUACGCACUGCCAGCCAGGUGUGAUAAGGACUCUGAGAGCUUCUUCCGCGUCACUGUUGCCACAGUGAACCGAACAAUAAAUUGAAAAGGCGGACAGUUUGAAGAGAGGAGGGAGGGAGAAAUUGAACGAUAUUAAAAAUCUAUGUACCUACCUGUUGCUCUCACAGAAGAGGAGAGAUUAGAAACUCGUUAUUAUAAAUUAUAAAUUGUUCACACCGGUGAAUCAAGCUUUUUGGCAUCCCCGUAGCUUGUUGCUGAGCUUCGCAGUUGGCUUAUGUUGCGACCCAAGUGGCCUAAAGUGUCGUCACAUAGAUAAAUUUCAUCAGCUUGACGAAUAUCAUUAAAUUGUACACUUGAAGAAGCAAGUAAACUGAA